Molecule: messenger RNA, 225 nt
Organism: Rhizophagus irregularis DAOM 181602=DAOM 197198
Lineage: Eukaryota; Fungi; Glomeromycota; Glomeromycetes; Glomerales; Glomeraceae
Source: RefSeq, a predicted model, not a curated record
AUGCCAAAAAAUAUUUUUGCUAUUAGUACGUUAGGUCUUAGUAAAAUAACAUUUUGCCAAUUACUUUGUGAUGCUAAUGUCAAUGGUUUAAGUAGUCCUAAAUCAGCAACACAGGAAAUAGAUAUCUGUGAGGAAAAUAAGUUCUGUUAUAUUGAUACUUCAGGAUUCAACAAUUUAUAUGGAAAGACUGACAAAAAAACUUUUCACCAAGUGAACAUGUACUGA